AUGAAGUAUGUCUAUGAAAUUAUUCAUGCAUGGCUCCCCGAGGCGGGAAAUUUAGUCUGUUAUACCGUGUACAGCGAGACUCAUGGAGUGCUGUAUCCAUUGGUUAAUAAAGUGCUUCAUCUCGACGAUGACGUGCCAAGACUUGUUUUUUGUCAAGAGGUGCUUUGCCCUUUCCAUAAGCUGACAAAUCGCUGGGGGGUAGUUAAUGUCGUUGUACUGCAGCAUCACGGAUCUCUUCUUCCUGGGUACAUACCUUUAAUAGUGCACCGAUCAUCACUGCAAUCCAGAGAAACAUUACAGGAGCAGCUGCGUCAGCUUUGUUGUACCUCCCCUGCGGAGGCCAAUUAUAUGAAAUCACAACUCUUCCUCAACUGUGCCGUUUCUGCCGGACUUAUGGAUUUGUUCUCUUUUUUUGACGCAUGUAACGACGACUCCACGUCCCUUCCUCAGAUUGCUGUAGUUUACCCUGCCUUGGCGCCAGGGGAUUUAGUGCGUGUGGAGAUGAUGGACCGAAUGAGUCGAAGGUUUAGCAUCCAAGGUAUGAUUAAAUGCAGUCGGCAAAAAGACGGUGUACUCUGCUAUGACGUGGAAGAAAUGGCGGUGGGCUGUGUCUUCGAGGGGUUGACAUGUGUUCAAGUGUUACCUUUGUAA
Molecule: messenger RNA, 651 nt
Organism: Trypanosoma conorhini
Lineage: Eukaryota; Euglenozoa; Kinetoplastea; Trypanosomatida; Trypanosomatidae
Exons: 1
Coding region: 1-651 (216 amino acids)
Source: RefSeq, a predicted model, not a curated record